AUGAGCUUAGAACGAAGAUUAGUAGACCAAGAAAUACCAAAUGUUUUAUUGAGUCAAGUUAUGCUACCUGGCUUACCUUUAACGACACGCCUUGCGUUAUCAUCUCUACCGAUUUUGAAUAAUGUUACUUCCCAGUUAUUACAGUUGCUUUUAAAAUAUAGAAACAAUAUUAGCCUGUUGUUUGUGAUGACUGAUCCUACACAGCGCUUAGAGUCAGGCGAAACUUAUGUGUUUCAAUCUUUAUUAAAAAUAUUCGAAAGUACUGUUUCCAUUUACAAAAAUAAUAAAAGAGACGGCUCUCAAAAUCUAUUAUCUGUCUAUGAUACUUUACCAUCUAUUUGGACAACAGAGGAUAAUUUGCCAGAAUUGAUGAGUAACCAUCAUCCUUUUUGGAUUUCUGCUACAAGAAAAGCUAAUCUAGCACUUUUAAUUUUGACAGCUUUCAAAUCAAUUAAAUCAUCCACAUUAGAUGAUAUUGCUCCAGGAAUAUUAGACUUAUUAUGCCCCAAUCUUUAUUUAAAUAAUUCUAAAUUGUCAAAUGAACAGAUUUCAAUUUUUAUUAGUUUCAAAAUCCAGCAUUAUUGUUACCUUUUAGAAAAAUAUCUAAAUGAAAUAGAUCAGCCAUUAAACACUCUAUUAGAUCAAAAUGUUGUUGAUAGCAUCUUAGAUGAUGUCUUUUCUCCUGGGUUUUCUUACGAAUUGUUGUUAAAGGUCCCACUUAAACCUCAUAAUGACAUCAAUGCUACGAUCAGCGAUAGUACUGAUUUAAAUGAGAGCCACUUGGUUGAUGACUCAACUAGGAAGUUAAAUGAUUCUCAAAAAUUAUUAAUAUUAAAAUAUAAUAAAAUUAAAAAUGAAUUAUCAAGAUAUACAACUUUACAGUCUAUUAGAAAUGAAUAUAAUUAUAAGGAAUUCUUAAUGGAUCUUUUAAAAUUUUCUUACAAUGAAUUACCUACCGUUUUGUUUGGUACCGAUGUUAAUUUAAUUGUACCAACUAAUGCCAGCACUUCAACUCCAUUUAUUGAAACCAAAAAUCAACUACUGUUAUCAACUGUCUAUUCAAACUUCCAAAACUUUGAUAGAAAUAUAUUUUAUGCAACUGGUUUAAACUUUACUAUAAGGCUAGAUAAUAAUAAUUCUAGCUCAGUAAUAAAUAUAUCAGGUAGUAACGUUGAUAGCAUGCAACCUGAAAACGCAUCUCCAAAUACAUCUGCUAAUAGCUCUACGCCCCCUGAUGAAAUUAACCCACAUCUAUUAUAUAUCCCAUUUAACGACAAAUAUUCCAACAUGAGCCCAAUAUUGAUUGGAUCUGAAACUACCAGAUUUCACACAUCGGAAGCUAUAGGCGUUGAUGCAAUUGACUCGAUUGAUACCGCAAUAUCUAACAAUAACAAUAUCAAUAGUACCACAAACUCGCAUGAUGAUCACCACUCGAAUAAACAUCAUAAAUCUUCUACAUCAGUACUGACUAAUAACAAUCAUGAUUUGCUCCAAGGUCAAGAUGAGAAUGUCGCUAGUUUAUCUACCACAGCGGAAAGAAUAAUUAACGAUGUAUCUUUAGCAAAUAAUCUAUCAAUAGCGACAUCCCCAAAACAGCAUAAUAUGAGAAAAUUACCAACAAGAAGAGCAUGGUCAAAAUUUGAAGAAAGCGUAUUAAGAGAAGGAUUAAAAGAAUACGGGACCUCAUGGUCAAAGAUUUUGGAUUCUUAUGGCCCACAUGGGAAGAUUAAUCAAGUUUUGAAAAAUAGAACUCAAAUACAAUUAAAGGAUAAGGCAAGAAAUUGGAAAAUUAGUCUAUUGAAGCAUCAGGAACCAUUACCAUUUUAUUUAGAAAAAGUAACAGGCAAUUUAGAAAAUGUUUUAAGCUAUCGAAAAAAGGGAACACCAGUUGUAACAAAAAUUGAGAAAGAUCAAAGUUUAAAUAUGGAUAAUAUGAGUGUUUCAUCAACUCAUUCAAACACAGCCGCAAACACACCAAGUUUAUCGACAGUAGUAGCUGCAGCUGCAGUUACAGCAGCUACUUCAGAUAUGCCAAAUAAAAUUCCUUUGGUUCCUAACUCACCCUCAAUUUCAAAUAAAGAUGACAAUGUUUUAUUCCCUACGCAUUAUUCAAAUUCGGGUAAUAAAUCUCAUCAUAUUUCAGCCGUAGGAGAUGAUUCAGCAGGUAAUCCUAAUAGUAAUUCUGAAUUGCAAAGUUCGCAUUCUUUUGAAUCGGAAGCUAGUUCUUCACCUGAUUCCCCAUCAAGUCCUCUAGAUAAUAACAGUGGUAGUAAUACAGAUCACAUCAAUGGAACAGAUAGCAAAAAUAACCAUACUUCACAGCAAUCUAAUGAUAAUUUAUUCAAUAAUGCCGAAACACAUGAAUCGAAUAAGUAUGAUCCACAUCUCAUGUAA
Molecule: messenger RNA, 2394 nt
Organism: Henningerozyma blattae CBS 6284
Lineage: Eukaryota; Fungi; Ascomycota; Saccharomycetes; Saccharomycetales; Saccharomycetaceae
Product: telomere repeat binding factor family protein
Exons: 1
Coding region: 1-2394 (797 amino acids)
Biological process (GO): telomere maintenance via telomere lengthening
Molecular function (GO): double-stranded telomeric DNA binding
Source: RefSeq, a predicted model, not a curated record